AUGUCCGAGGAGACUAUUCUCAAGGUGAUGGAGGAUAUUACGACGGAGUCUGGAGCUGGGCGUCCUGCCAUAGACCCGCUGGCAGUCACUGAACUGGUGGUCACCCAAGGCAACGGCACCGUCAGCGUCAGCUUACGCUUCUCCAACCUCCACAUGACAGGCCUGGGCAGCAUGAAGAUAUGCGCCGUCUGGUUUGACACACAAACCUAUGACCUCGAAACAGAGCUACACAUGGAGGAUCCAACAAGUCUGCAGGAUGCCUACAAUGUCAAUGGUCAGGUGCUUGUGCUUCCCAUUAUGGGAACUGACAACUGCAACAUCACACUUGGUAUGAGAUUCUGA
This is a messenger RNA of Schistocerca americana (American grasshopper), 342 nucleotides long. Its product is annotated as protein takeout-like. The record is from RefSeq and is a predicted model, not a curated record. The transcript is spliced from 3 exons. Bases 1 to 342 code for a protein of 113 amino acids. NCBI's taxonomy places the organism in Eukaryota, Metazoa, Arthropoda, Insecta, Orthoptera, Acrididae.